UAAUUUCGGCAUGGUUGGAAAAGAAUUGAAGGAGUAUUAAAUUUAUAUGUGCUCUUACUGCUUAUGGAAGACAUUCAUUCUGCCCAGGAGGGCUGAAAGAAGAAUUUUGUCUUGAUUCUAAAUGUGUGUGUAGCAUUAUGCUUCUUUGGAGCUCUGAGAAAGAGUGGGAGUAAUGAGGCUGCCAGUAUGUCAUCGAGGGAUGUUGAUGGGGAUAUCAAAGAAUUCUUAGAUGGCAUCAACUUGGGACAAUAUGCUCCAAACUUUCAAAGCUCUGGCUACAACACUUUGCAAGACUGUGCAGGGAUAAACAACCAUGCACUUCAACAAAUUGGAAUAUCUCCUACUGGGCACCGCCGAAGAAUUCUCAAGCAGUUGGAGGCCGUAUUCACAAGAAUGCUGGAAAAAUCUGCAUCUGCUGAAAACCAGAAAAUGGAAAGUGCUGAAGAGUUAGGAAAUGGUUGUUCCAGCAUGCAUCCGCGGAAUCCAAAUGAGAGCGAAGCAACUAAACUGGUAUCCAGUGAAUGGACCAGUAUGGAUUUGGGUAAUAAUUGUGUGUCUAUGGGGGAUCAAGAGGUUGUAGACCGUGAAUCUGUAGAAGCCACAGGCAUCACACCUUCAUAUUUAGGCUCUUGUCACCUCUUAAACUGGUCACCAGAAGUUACAGCGGUUUCAGGAAAUGCACUGCGUGAAAAGAUCUCAUCUGUAGAUAAUCUGUUAGGAAAAGUACAGUCAGAAACUGUUAUCGCUGAAGCAGAUGCUGCUGGCAAUGAAAUGAAGUCAAGUCAGGAUGAGUGUCAGAUUUUGGCAAGUUUGGCUGAUACUUCACCUGGCUCCCCGUUUGUUGAAUUUAAAGGUGAAAUGGUGGAGAACGACUUGUAUGGCACUUGUAACCUGAGUCCUGCCAAAGUGGCCCCUCGAUCAACGCGAUCUUUCAUUCUUAGGCACCGUCCUGUUCCAGAAAUACCUGGCUCUGCUACACCUACAGCUUCAACAAGCUCUCUGCAAGUAAGAAGAAACAUGAAUAACUUAAAUAUCUCUUGUACAGAGAGUCAUAUUACACAAAGGCGAGAUCCUGCUGAAGAAAAGCCGCCUCCAAUAUCUCCAUAUGGGGAAACCUUCCUUAUCAGCUGCUCAGAAGAUGUGGAAGUAUGUGGCAAAGCAUUGUCAGAUUCCCUGGAAGAGAACAGAGAAGAGAAAAGCACUCAAGGAGGCAGCCUUGUGAGAAAAAUACGGACCCAUAAUAAUAUUCAAAACCAGAAAGUCUCUGAAGAUGUUGCAAACAGUGAACCCCUGCCCCAAGAAGAUAAAUCUGUUGUGUUAAACAGAUUCAUUGGUGAAGCUGAAAGUUUCUCAGUGAAGGAGUGUGCUCGGUAUGCACGAAGAGGGAAAUAUAGAACAUCAAGAAGCACUGGUGGAUUCAGAAGUGGGAAUCGGGACUUUAGUACUACAGAGCAGAUGUAUGACAAUGUUGAUGAACUGACCAAUAGCCCUGAAGACUCCAUAACACCCUAUGCCUGCUUUUAUGGGCCAGCAACAAAGAAGGUCAAGGAAGGAUGGCUGGAUAAGCUGUCUCCUCAGGGGAAGCACAUGUUUCAGAAGCGUUGGGUAAAGUUUGACGGGGGCAGCAUUUCCUAUUACAAUAAUGACAAGGAGGUGUACUCAAAGGGAAUAAUUCUCCUUGCUGCUAUGUCGGCAGUCAGAAUCCAUGGGGACAACAAAUUUGAAGUUGUUACAGCGCACCGGAUAUUUGUCUUCAGGACUGAAAAAGAAGAUGAAAGAAAUGACUGGGUUAAUACUAUAAAAAGUGCUUUGCAUUCACAACCUGAAAUCUGUCGAGAACGGACAUCUCUUCCACCUGAGAAAAGUGGGUAUCUGGAAUUGAAAGGAUACAAAGCCAAGAUCUUUACCUUGCUACAAGGACACAGUGUAUGGAUCUGCAAAAAUGACCAGGAUUUCAAAACUGGAUAUGGCAUCACCUUAAUCCCCAUGAAUGUGGCCAAUGUAAGGCAGAUAGAUCGGACUGCAAAACCAUCUUUUGAAAUAAUUACACCAUACAGAAACUUCAGCUUUACGGCAGAGACGGAAAAAGAAAAGCAGGAGUGGAUCGAAGCAUUGCAACAGUCCAUAGCGGAAACUCUCUCUGACUAUGAAGUAGCUGAGAAGAUCUGGUUCAAUGAAUCAAACAGGUUCUGUGCUGAUUGUAAAGCCCCGGAUCCAGACUGGGCGUCCAUCAAUCUCUGUGUUGUCAUUUGUAACAAGUGUGCAGGACAGCACAGAUCACUUGGGCCCAGAGAUUCCAAGGUUCGAAGCCUCAAAAUGGAUGCCAGCAUUUGGAGCAAUGAACUCAUUGAGCUUUUUAUUGUGAUAGGGAAUAAGAGGGCAAAUAGCUUUUGGGAAGGGAAUCUUCCACCAGGUGAGGAAUUGCUUAUGGAUGCUGCAACAGACAGGAGGCUAAGGUUUAUCACUCAAAAAUAUAAAGAGGGAAGAUUCAGAAGAACCACUCUACUGCAUCAUACUAAAGAAGAACUAAAUAAGGCCCUGUGCGCUGCAGUGGUGAAGCAGGAUGUAUGGGAAACAAUGAUGUUGUUGUUCAGUGGAGCAGAUGUGAUGUGUGCUACUGGAGAUUCACUCUACAGCACUCCAUACCUGCUAGCCAAGAAAUCUGGGCAGAGGCUCCAAAUGGAAUUCCUCUACCACAAUAAGUUUUCAGAUUUUUCUAACUACGAUGCUCAUUCAGACAGUGUUUCCUGUCAAGAUUCUUCCCCUUCCACCUUCCUUUGUGACUAUUUAUACAAGCUUUCCUUCAGUGCUGCAAAGCUGUUUACUGAGAGAAAACUAAAAGAAGAAUGUAAUAAGAGGUGGUGUGCUUUGGAAAGCAGCUUUUUGAGCUACUAUGAAAAUGAGAAAACAGCUUCUCCUAAAGGGAUGCUUGACAUCAAUGAAGUCACCUGCCUAGCCGUUCAGAAGGCUGACUCCUUCUUAUACACAGGAGCUAUAUUUACCUUUGAAAUCUACUUACUGUCAGAACGUGUGUUUCUGUUUGGUGCUGAAACUGCAUAUACUCAAAGAAAAUGGACUCAGGCAAUUGCCAAGCUCUUUGUCCCCAUAAUGGCCAAAUGUCUUCUGGAGAGGGACUAUGAUGUGAUUGGCCAGCUGUACUAUAAAGACUGUCACAAUCUGGAUAACUGGAAAAAAGGCUGGUUUGCUAUAGAGAAGUCAAGCCUGUAUUUUUGCUUAGAACUGGAAAACUACCAAGAGGAUUCGAUGCAUUUAAGGAGGCUCCAGGAAUUAACAGUAAGCAGCAUAAUCCAAAAUGGAGAAAAAAUAGAUGUCCUGCUUCUGGUUGAAAAAGGAAGAACCUUGUAUAUCCACGGCCACACCAAGUUGGAUUUCACAGUCUGGCACAGUGCAAUUGAAAAAGCAGCAGGUACAGAUGGCAACGUGCUAGAAGAUCAGCAGCUCAGCAAAAACGACGUCCCGAUUAUAGUGAACAGCUGUAUUGCAUUUGUUACGCAGUAUGGCUUAGGUAGCAAAAACAUCUACCUCAAUGGUGGGAAUCCUUCUCAUGUGAGCAAACUUCUAGAGAGCUUCAAAAAGGAUGCAAGAAGUGUUAAGCUGAGGGCUGGAACACAUCAGCUGGAAGAUGUUACCGACACACUGAAAAGCUUUCUGUCCGAAAUAAAUGAUGCACUUCUUACCAAAGAGCUUUAUCCAUUUUGGAUCUCUGCCUUAGUUAAGCCAUGGCUACAGUUCACUUCUGCAGGAGAAGCAAAACAGCACUGGGGACAUUCAUCUGUGAAUGUGGGCUCCAUUCUCAUAGACAAGCAGGUACAUGAAGAACAAGUGAAGCAAAUGGAUAUUGAAAAUAGCUUUAUCACCAAAUGGAAAGAUACUCAAGUUUCCCAGGCUGGAGACUUGCUCAUUGAAGUUUACGUCGAAAGGAGGGAUCCAGACUGCAGCGUUAUAAUAAGGGUAUCGCCAAUGAUGGAGGCAGAAGAGCUGACUAAUGACAUAUUGGGGAUAAAAAACAUCACACCGCACAAGGAUGAUGUGUGGGCUACAUUUGAAGUGAUUGAAAAUGGAGAGCUAGAACGUCCUUUACAUUAUAAUGAGAAUGUUCUAGAACAAAUUCUUCAUUGGAGCUCAUUGCCAAACCCCAGCAGUGCAUGCCUUGUAAUAAAGAAGUUCCUAACAGCGGAUGCAAUGAAACUGUACAAGGAGAAGAAUACAAAAGACAUCAUAAAAGCCAGCUAUCUGAAAUACAAAGAAGAGCCAUCUAAAUUACUGUCUGGAAAUAAGUUUCAAGACCGUUAUUUUGUUUUGCAGGAAGGAAAUUUCCUCCUUUACAAGGAUAUAAAGAGCAAUAAGCCUGAGAAAGUACUGCCGGUCAAAUCGCUAAAGCUUUAUCUGGGAGUGAAAAAAAAAAUGAAGCCACCUACCAGCUGGGGCCUAACCUUGUAUAUGGAAAAGUUCCUCUGGCAUUUAUGUUGUGAUGGACAGGACUCUCAGCUGGAAUGGCUAAGCAGCAUUUUUAUUGCACAGCUCAGUGAUACCUGUCCACCAGAUGGAAAAACAAGAAAGCAAUCUAUUACAAAAAAUCCAAAAAUUGGUGGCUUGCCUUUAAUACCAAUCCAGCAUGAAAGAUGUUCUCCAAAAGUGAAGACCAACACAGCACAGAAUUCAGGACUGGAAUCUGAAAAUAAUUUAAAUGAAGACAAAAAGAGUUUAAAGGAAAGAGUCUCAAGGGUGGCUCAGUGUCUGGAACGCAAAGAAGAAAAAGCUCGAAGCUGCACAAGAAAGCAUAGAAGCCUGAUCUGUUUAGAUGACAUGGAUGAAGAUGUGGUUGACUUGCACCAACGACCUUACAAAGAAUCAAAGUCAUCAAAGAAAACUGAGGACAAAGCCAGUCGAACUCAAUUGGAAUCUGAUAAGAAACUUCCUGCAAAUGUUAUUCAAGAACUCCACAUGGUUCUAGAGAGGCACCGAGCCCUCCAUGAAGAAAGUUCAGAUUUGUAAAUCAAUUUGCUAAUUGUUCUAGGAAAUGAAAUACGUUGGCAGUGUAUAGUGUACAGACAUCAAGUGUAUUUAUAUGUAAAUGUCAGUUGAAAAGAAAUGGGUGCUAUCUACUACUCUAGGGAGAAGUGUGGUGAUAGCAAAAUCUGAAUAUUGCAGCUAGCACACUCCUUUCUUAGACUUGUUUUCUUUGAUUUCUUUAGUUUGCCAACUUCCUAAGCCAGAUGUGCCUCAGGUUGGCAAAAUCUUACUUUCCAAACAGCUGGACAUCAUCAGCUUAAAGUACAGGAGAUGUACUGGGUGAUAUUUCUCACCUCCAAUCAGAGGUGAGUCUGCUGCUACUUGAUAACUCCCUGCAGCUCUUGGGCAUACUCUGAAGAUACCGCAAGAACAAAUUAAGAUGCAUCAGCAGUUCCAACAUCUGCUUUACUCCCAUAGAUUAUUAGACCUGGAGAAAAAUGACAAUGGGCUAUAGUCUUAGAAUAAUCAUGUUCUAGGUCCCCGAGUUGAUCUUUUCUCUAAAAUGCCCUAUAACCUUGAAGAAAUACUGACACAAUGGACUCACCCAAUAAUAAAUAUUACUGGGAAUGGAUUACCUAAUUUGAAGAAUGAACUGACAGCUGCCUUAAUAGACCACCAUCCAGUAAAGCUCUUGAUGUGCAUCUACCAGUUUUGUGUCGUCCUCCUCUUGUUCCCAUCCAACCUGUUCCUGUAGGCAUUGCCAUACUUCACACAGCAAACAGGACUGCUGCAUUAAGCACCAGUUUCUGGUGAAAGAAACACUGAUGUGCCAGCCAUAGUCGAGUUUGUGGUAUAUUUUUGGUAAAGCUCUGAGAAGUUUGAUAAAUGAUUUGGCAGUUCAAGGAAGGAAAGCCGACCCAGAAAGCAUGGGCUAUGUACUUUUAUGCAAAGAUGAUGCUCUCUCAGUCCCUGUCAUGGGUUGCAAACUUGUCCAUAAGCAUGAAUAAUCUCACCAAACUAAUAAUAAUUUGACUAGUAAGUAUGACUCAGAACCCACUAAUGUAGUAUAAUGGGCUGUUAUGUACUACAGUGUUAAACUGUAAAAUAUUGCCCUAUGCAGAGAACAGAAUGAGCUGGUAGA
Varanus komodoensis (Komodo dragon) is the source of this 6115-nucleotide messenger RNA. It is a transcript of the gene ARAP2, whose product is annotated as ArfGAP with RhoGAP domain, ankyrin repeat and PH domain 2. NCBI's taxonomy places the organism in Eukaryota, Metazoa, Chordata, Lepidosauria, Squamata, Varanidae. The transcript has 32 exons. Gene Ontology annotation, biological process: signal transduction. The record is from RefSeq and is a predicted model, not a curated record. Gene Ontology annotation, molecular function: GTPase activator activity; protein binding. The coding region runs from base 187 to 5016 and encodes 1609 amino acids.